This is a messenger RNA of Gasterosteus aculeatus aculeatus (three-spined stickleback), 3881 nucleotides long. It is a transcript of the gene adgrf3b, whose product is annotated as adhesion G protein-coupled receptor F3b. Gene Ontology annotation, molecular function: G protein-coupled receptor activity. The record is from RefSeq and is a predicted model, not a curated record. Gene Ontology annotation, biological process: adenylate cyclase-activating G protein-coupled receptor signaling pathway; cell surface receptor signaling pathway. Gene Ontology annotation, cellular component: membrane. NCBI's taxonomy places the organism in Eukaryota, Metazoa, Chordata, Actinopteri, Perciformes, Gasterosteidae.
AAGAUUUAAGUGUGUCCCAUAACACAGCACUCAGCCCAGUGUUCCUGACCAAUGUACCCACGUACACAGACUCUAAUUCUGAUGCAGACCUGACAGAUACGGAGCAUUUGUCUGUGACUCGGUGCAGAGCCAAGAACAACGAUGUGUUCCAAGAUAUUUAUGUGUCUGAUUGGAGCUGUGCAUAUAUACUUUCAGGUCCUUGCAGCGGUCGAAGAUCUCUACAUUGCCGAGCUGAUGGUGGAGAGUAAUGUUACUAUGGAGGCCGACCAGAUCCUUUCCAUUUUGAAUUCAACACAUGACAUCAAACUGUCUGACUUGACCACAGUGAUCCUCUCCCACAAUGAACUGGUUGCAGAGUGCCUGCUUAUUCGAAAUGAAUCCACCUGCAGCUGCAGUACCGGCUACAUUUGGAGCAACCCGGUGUGCAACCAAUUCAACUGUUGCCGGGAGGCUCCUUGUCCUCAAAAUGUGUCCCACAUCGUGCCACUCUGUGUUGCCAAAGUCAUGUUCACCUCAAUGGAUCAGUGAUAUUGGCGACUUGCACCUGGGAUUCAGGAAAAACCUCCAUGCUUGUAACCAGCUUUGCAGGUCUGAAUGGCUUCAACUUCCUGAAUGUAACCGGUCAGAGGGAGGUCAACAAAGUUGCUGACUUCGAGGCAGCGGUCACCGUCAAAAUGCCAACUGAUAGACUUCAUGACAUCGUCCGUUAUCUGGAAAUCAAUCUUGGAGCUGUGCUUAAGAUUGACACUGAAGGAAUGGUCACCAUAGAGGCCCCAACGACUACAGUGUGCUACGAGUCGACUCCGCAACUGAAAUGCAAAUUUGAGGAGGUGUCGGACAACGCUGGCUGGAGCAAGAAGACUUUGAAUGAGAGCCUUGGCCUCAACACAGGCAGCGUGGUGAAAAUGAUUGACAACUGUGCCACAGAGGAAUACAAGUCUUGUGUCGGAGUUAAACUCCAGAAUGUGACAGGCCUUUGGUCAGGCUUAUAUGAGUGUGCAUUCACCAGCGGGUCAGUCAGGCACAUAGCCAAGACAUCACUGACAGUCGUGCUCCUGCCUGACUAUAUCAACCUGGACAUCGACCCUAUUUCUGCAGACUGUUCUGAAAAGACACCAACCCAAAAGGUUACCAUGAGGGUCAAUGCGACCAUCUCAGACUCCACUGAAAGCUACAAUGUUUGGUGGAGCUUCAAUGGUAAACGGAAGGGUAAUCUAUACAACACGUCUGAUGGAUAUGACCUAGUCUACACUUUCUCCGUUGACAUCAGUUGCCAAGAAAACCCUGUCUCACAAGAGGUUUCUGUCACCUUUGAGAACAUCGUGGGGCAAAAUAAAAGUGCAAAAGUGAUUAUCCCAGUGGUUUAUCAGGGGGCACCAUUUUGCAAAGCGGGAUAUGACGACACUGGAGAGUUUUGGCCAAUUUGCCCAGCUGAGGACACAUUGAUUGAUAAGAAAUGCAAACCGGGCAGAGUUGGCUAUAGGUCACGCACUUGUAAAGGCAGAAAUUGGCAGCCUCCGAUCUCCUUCUGUGUCGACCAAGAGUUGAAUAAAGUUUCAAAUGCUGCAGAUUACUUCCUGAUGGGACUUGGGGCUACCGAGGAGGGAGCCGUCAAUAUAUUUUCCGGACUUAAGAACAGAUCUACAGUCGAUUCGGAUUCCCCUGACUCAAUCGCCGACAUUUAUCAAUCCAUCGAUGUUCUAAAUGUGAUGGCGAGAGCAUCAGAUAAUUUUCUCUUGGAAGAGAACAUCUUUCCUGAUUUUGUUGAUGCAGCAAGCAAUCUAUUGAACGGGUCCUGGAGUAAUGUGAACCAAUCCAGGAAAGAGGAUAUGGCAGCAAACUACCUCCGGUCUGUGGAGGGUCUGACAGAGAAUAUCAACGUCAACAAUAGCAAAGAAUUCGGCAGUAACAAUUUGGAUCUCAAAUUCUGCUCGAGUUCUGACUGUAAUGUGACUGUGUUUGGCAUUGACGUAAAUCUGAACAAGACCAACGGAACAUUGAAAGCUGUUGGCAUCAAAAACCUAAUGGAUAAAUUAAAAAACAACUUCAGAGAAACACAGUAUGCCAGCCUAAUAUUAUCCGCAACACUAAAGGACAAAAAUAGUUUGUCUGUGAAAAUUGAACUGGACUUCCCCCGAAUUCAGUCGAAUGGCGAUAAACCUUACUGCGUCUUCUGGAACACCAGCGAGGGUGACUGGUCAGAUGCGGGAUGCGCUGUCAAGUAUGGUAAUGCUGACAGCACUGUCUGCGAGUGCAAUCACCUGACUUCAUUCUCCGUCCUCAUGGCCAAGGAAGAUAUAUCUACAGAUGUCCUGGAUAUGAUUACCUAUGUGGGCCUGGGAGUGUCCAUCGGCUGCCUGGUGAUCUUCCUCACCGUUGAGUAUCUAGUGUGGGCAGCUGUGGUCAAGUCCAACCUUUCACAUUUCCGUCACACAGCCAUUGUGAACAUAGCCAUUUUCCUUUUGCUCGCUAACUGCAGUUUCCUGGUACCUGCAGAGAAAUUUGGGGAAAAUUGGUGCCACUUUUUUACAGUGUGCAAACACCUGUUUUUCUUAGCCAUGUUCAGCUGGAUGCUGUGCUUGAGUGUCAUGCUCGUCCACCAGCUCAUCUUUGUCUUCAACCCGCUGAGGAAAAGAGUCUUCAUGUUCCUUUCCAGCAUCAUAGGAUAUGUUUGCCCAAUCUUGAUAGUCGGAUCAAGUUAUGUGUUUUGCAAGUACACCGAAAAGCCAUACUAUGACAAGAAAACGUGCUGGCUGGUUUACGAAGGACUUUUGAGGGGGUCCAUUCAUGCUUUCCUUCUCCCUGUUGGUGCUGUGAUUUUUACAAAUCUCUUUUCCAUGGUAGUUGUCAUUGUUACUCUAUUAAAGUCCUCGGUCCCAGAUGGCAGCAAGUCAGAUGACAAGGAGACAGCCAAAGGCAUCAUCAAAGUGGUGGUCAUUCUAACGCCUGUCUUUGGAGUAACAUGGAUCAUUGGCUUCGGCCUGCUCCUAUUGGAUAAGGAAAACCCCUUUUACACUGUUGCUAACUACAGUUUUACCAUCCUAAACUCUUUCCAGGGCCUUUUCCUUCUGAUAACAGGCUGUUUUGCAGAGAAGAAGGUUCGAGAUGAAAUUAUAAAGCUCAUAAUGGCUAAAUUAAAAGGAAAUAAGGAGAGCACGAAGAAUUUGACUUCAACAACAUACACGAAAGACAAAUGAGGAUCGAGAUGGUGGAGACAGAGACAGCAGUCCACAUGAAUGCAGCACCACUUGGAGCCCACAACUCUGAGUCAACAUUGUGUUGGAUUUUAGUUCAUAGGUAGUUACAAAAAAUAUAUAGAUCAAAUAGAUAAAUGUCAUAAAAUUAGCUUAAUUGUUUCAGGUUGAUUAUAGUAUUUUUACAUCACAUUUGUUCUCGAAUUAAAUACAACACCCACGUUUCGCUAAUAUUUUUUUACAUGAUAGUAGACUUUUUUUAGUAUUAAUUGCAGCACUCUUCCAGCACUGACGUUUGUCACAAGAUUUUAAAUAAAAACAUCCACUCCAGCAAUUGAAAUCUAGCUGAUGCAUAACAUUUUUUAUGGGUUAAGCAACACAUCGAAUAAGUGCCAACAAAAUGCUGCAUAGUACCAAGCUGACACUGUGUGGUUAAAGUAGGGGCUUUAGAUUGCUAGAGACCCAAACCAUAUGAUUGGACGUUGUCGCCUCUGUAGCACUAAGUUAAGCGGACUGUAUUUGGGGCAUAAGUUAUAUAUAUAUAAUAAGUUAUUUUAUUAGUUUACUGUUUGGCAUGGUUUGAAUUUUGUUUGUUUUAAAGGAAAGUCUGUAAAUCAACACGUUUCUACUUGAACUAUAACCUGUGUAUCAUGUGUGUCGAACCACUAUAAAGAUAUAAGAGAUAAA